Messenger RNA from Nerophis lumbriciformis (worm pipefish), 5891 nucleotides. RefSeq names its product myosin VB (gene myo5b). NCBI's taxonomy places the organism in Eukaryota, Metazoa, Chordata, Actinopteri, Syngnathiformes, Syngnathidae. Gene Ontology annotation, molecular function: ATP binding; actin filament binding; microfilament motor activity. Gene Ontology annotation, cellular component: actin cytoskeleton; cytoplasm; membrane. Gene Ontology annotation, biological process: actin filament organization. The record is from RefSeq and is a predicted model, not a curated record.
CGCGCUGCUGUAAUCCACCUGACAGGAAAGUCCAGUGUGGCGGUGACUGAGUCGGCAAGGCGGCUGAGGGGGACGUCAACAAGCGUGGACCUCUUCCAGGAAGUGACGGAGGGGCGUACGGACGACAACAAGUCUGCCGGUUUUUUCGGCUUCGGUCCGUCCGAGUUGGGCGAGUUGAGCACCGGGGGCGGACCAGCCUCGCCAUGCACCUGCUGUAGCGGCCACAUUUCCGGGUUGGACUUUGUUCGUCGUCGAGGAGGCAAAAGAUGUCCGUCAACGAGCUGUACACGACGUACACGCGGGUGUGGAUCCCGGACGAGGAUCACAUAUGGAAGGCUGCGGAGAUCACCAGAGAUUACAAGCAAGGAGAGUCGGUGCUCUACCUCAAACUGGAGGAUGGCCCGCUUUUGGAGUAUCCUGUGGGUCCGAAGAGCAAUCCUCUUCCAUUCCUGCGUAACCCUGACAUUCUAGUUGGCGAGAACGACUUGACCGCUCUCAGCUACCUUCACGAACCCGCCGUCCUGCACAACCUGCGAGUGCGUUUCCUGGAGUCCAACCACAUCUACACAUACUGCGGCAUUGUCCUGGUGGCCAUCAACCCUUAUGAGGAUCUGCAGAUCUAUGGGGAGGAGGUCAUCAAUGCCUACAGCGGACAGAACAUGGGCGACAUGGACCCGCACAUUUUUGCUGUGGCCGAAGAAGCGUACAAGCAGAUGGCGAGAGACGAGAGGAACCAAUCCAUCAUCGUGAGUGGAGAAUCUGGAGCAGGGAAGACGGUUUCUGCAAAGUACGCCAUGCGCUUCUUUGCCACAGUCGGCGGCUCAAGCAAUGACAGCAACGUGGAGGAGAAAGUCCUCGCCUCCAGUCCCAUCAUGGAGGCUAUCGGGAACGCCAAGACCACGCGGAACGACAACAGCAGUCGCUUCGGGAAGUACAUUGAGAUCGGAUUCAGUCAAAACUACCACAUCAUUGGCGCUAACAUGCGCACAUAUCUGCUGGAGAAGUCACGGGUUGUCUUCCAGGCUGAAGAAGAGCGUAAUUAUCACAUCUUCUACCAGCUGUGUGCCUCCGCCUCGUUGUCCGAGCUGCAAGAUCUCAACCUAACCAGCGCACAAGACUUCACCUACACGUCAAUGGGAGAGAAUAUCUUCAUAGAGGGUGUGAGCGACGCAGAUGACCUCACCAAGACCAGACAGGCCUUCAAACUGCUGGGCAUCAAAGACGCUACUCAGAACGCCAUCUUCAGGGUCCUGGCAUCCAUCCUGCAUUUGGGAAACAUCGAGAUCUACUCCGAGAGGGACGGCGAGUCCUGCCAUGUCUCGAGCAGUGAUGUCCAUCUGAAGCAUUUCUGCCGGCUGCUGGGCCUGGAGCCUCCGCAGAUGGAGCACUGGCUCUGUCACAGGAAGUUGGUCACAACGUCCGAGACGUACAUUAAGAAUAUGUCGAGCAAGCAAGCGAGCAAUGCUCGCAACGCCCUCGCCAAGCACAUUUACGCCCGCAUGUUUGACUGGAUCGUGGCGCACAUUAACGUGGCGCUGCACACGACCUCCAAACAGCACUCCUUCAUCGGUGUCCUGGACAUCUACGGAUUCGAAACCUUCGAGGUGAACAGCUUUGAGCAGUUCUGCAUCAACUAUGCCAACGAGAAACUGCAGCAGCAGUUCAACUCGCAUGUGUUCAAGUUGGAGCAAGAGGAGUAUAUGAAGGAGCAGAUCCCCUGGACCCUGAUCGACUUCUACGACAACCAGCCAUGUAUCGACUUGAUCGAGGCACGGCUUGGGGUGCUAGACCUGCUGGAUGAGGAGUGCAAAGUGCCCAAAGGAACAGAUCAGAACUGGGCCCAGAAGCUCUACAAGCGGCACGGCAGCAGCGCGCACUUCCAGAAACCUCGAAUGUCCAACACCUCUUUUAUCAUCAACCACUUUGCUGACGAUGUGGCGUACGAGUGCGACGGCUUCCUGGAGAAGAACCGAGACACCGUUUACGAUGAGCAGAUCAACAUCCUGAAGGCUAGUCAGGUUGAGCUGGUCGCCGACCUUUUCAGCGACAAAGAUGGCGGCUCCUCCCUCAAGACGUCCAAAGUGAACGUGCGUGCUGCCAAGUCGGCCCCCAAAGCCUCCAACAAGGAGAACAGGAAGACUGUUGGCUUGCAAUUCCGUAGCUCUCUGCAUCUUCUCAUGGAGACGCUGAACGCCACCACGCCUCACUACGUGCGCUGCAUCAAACCCAACGACUUCAAGGAGGCCUUCUCGUUCGACUCGCGGCGAGCCGUACAGCAGCUGCGAGCGUGCGGCGUCCUUGAGACCAUCCGCAUCAGCGCUGCCGGAUACCCAUCCAGGUGGACAUACAGUGACUUCUUCAGCAGGUAUCGUGUCUUGAUGCACAAGUCGGACAUGUUGUGUGCAGACAAGAAGUUGGUGUGUAAGAAGCUUCUGGAGACGCUGAUCAAGGAUAAAGACAUGUUCCAGUUUGGAAAGACCAAGAUCUUCUUCCGGGCCGGCCAGGUGGCCUACUUGGAGAAGCUGCGGGCCGACAAGUUCCGCGCCGCCUGCAUUAUGAUCCAGAAAACGGUACGCGGAUGGCUGCACCGUGUCCGAUACCAGAAGAUCCGCAAGUCUGCCAUCCUGUUGCAGAGAUACGGGCGAGGCUACUUGGCGCGCAGGUACGCCGAAUAUUUGCGCCUUACACGCGCCGCCAUGGUCUGUCAGAAGAAUUACCGCAUGGUCAGGGAGCGCCGCGCCUAUCUCACGGUGCGCAAUGCUACCGUGGUCAUCCAGGCCUUCACCCGAGGAAUGUUCACCCGCAAGAUCUACAACCAGUUGAUGCUGCACUACAAGGCCACGAUCAUCCAGAGAAACGUGCGCGGCUGGUUGCAGAGGACCAAGUAUCGACGGAUGCGCCACGCCGCCAUCGUGCUCCAGUGCGCCGUCAGGCGCGCUCGUGCACAACGCCUCUACAAGAAGCUCAAGAAAGAAGCAGGCUCGGGCGAGCGUCUGAAGAAGCUUGACGCGGGCAUGGAGAAUAAGAUUGUGCAGCUGCAGAGGAAGAUUGAUGACAAGGGUAAAGAGUACCGUGCUCAGAACGAACAGUUGCUGCAGACCAACACCAACCUGGGCUCAGAGUUGAGCCGCCUCCAGAAGCAGCUGCAGCAGAUCAACAGCAGUCAGGGCGACACCACUCAGCUGAGCGCGCUGCAAGCAGAGCUGGAGAGGCUACGGGCGGAGCUUGCCGAGGCACAGGAACAGAAGAGCAAGAUAGUGGAGGAUCACCGCGUCGAGAAACUGGAUCUGACCGAGAGGCUGGCUGAGCUCGUGGAGGAAAACUCACUGCUGAAGAGCGAAAAAGAAGAACUGAACCUAAAGAUUCGACAACAGUCAAGCCGAGCUGCAGAGGAUGUAGGAAGUGCGUUGUUGCGGGCCGAGAUGGAUGCGGAGAGGCGUCGAUACCAGAAUCUCCUCAAAGAAUAUUCCAGAAUGGAGCAGAGAUACGAAAACUUGAAGGAAGAAGUUUCUUUGACCAAGUUCCAGCCGGGUCAUCGCAGGAACUUGUCCAACCAGAGCAGCCAAGGGUCUGACUCCAACUACACGUCCAUCUCUACAUCGGAGGUGGGCGACAGCGAGGACGCCAUCCAGCUGGUGGACGACAUGGGUGUAGACAAGGCGGCAAUGGACAUCAGUGUGUUCAUCAAGCUGCAGAAGCGAGUUCGAGAGCUGGAACAUGAGAGGAAGCAACUGCAAGCCAAUGUGGACAAGAUGGAAGAGCUCGCCAGACAGCAGGGAUCAGUGGUCAAGAGCUCCAGUGUUGAGCAGCAAGCGGCCGAUUUGGCAUACAACAACCUCAAGCGACAAGAGCUGGAGUCAGAGAACAAGAAGCUGAAAAAUGAUCUGAACGAGUUGCACCACAGUGUCGCCGAUCGAGAAUCGUCCGACGAGCUUCAGAGCAGCUACAACCUGCUGCUGAGUCAGUUCCGAGCCGCCAACGAGGAACUAGACGCACGCAAGGAGGAAGUUCUCAUUCUUAGGACCCAGAUCGUCAAUGCCGUGGAGCAGCAGGAGAAAAAACAACAGCUGGAGGGUGACAACUUGGCGGAGGAUAGCAGCUUGCCAGCGGACAAAGACGAGGCGCUCAGAGCCUAUCAGGGCCUGCGCGAGUCCAAAAAUGCUCCUAGCAACCUGCUCACUUCCUCUUUCUCUGACUGCGUUUCCUGUUCCCAGCCCAAAUGGCGUUCUCUGAAUGAAGAUGGAGAACUGCUUCUUGCUUACCAGGGUCUCAAAGAAGUGGCCAGGCUGCUGGAGGCACAGCUACAGUCGCAGAAUCGCCAGCAUGGCGACGAGCUGGAGGCACUGCACACGCAGAUCGAGCUGCUAAAGGACGACAUCGAGAAGAAGCAGGAGAAGCUGAACUACACCACCUCGUUGUCGCCAGAGGCCUUGCUGGAGUACAGCGUGCAGCUGGAGAUCACCCGACUCACGGACGACAACCUGGACCUGAAGGAGCUCGUAGAGAAGCUGGAGAAAAACGAGCGUAAGCUGAAGAAGCAGCUAAGGAUCUACAUGAAGAAAGUCCAGGAGCUGGAAGUUUCUCGCAGCAGUCGCGCUAAAGCGGACUUGGGCCGCCAGGUUACGCUGCAGCGCAAAGAGAAGGACUUCGAGGGCAUGUUGGAGUACUGCAAGGAGGACGAGGCCCUGCUCAUCAAGAUGCUGAUCACAGACAUGAGACCGGAUGACGUGUCAGGAACGGUCCCGUGCCUGCCGGCAUACGUCCUCUUCAUGUGCGUCCGCCACGCCGACUACAUCAACGACGACAACAAAGUGGAGGCUCUGCUCACCGCCAGCAUCAACGCCAUUAAGCGCGUUCUCAAGAGGAACGACGACUUCGACACCACCUCCUUCUGGCUCGCCAACACCAGCCGCCUCCUGCACUGCCUCAAGCAGUACAGCGGCGACGAGGCGUUUAUGGUCCACAACACGGCCAAACAGAAUGAACAUUGUCUGAAGAACUUUGACCUGGCCGAGUACCGCCAGGUGCUGAGCGACCUGUCCAUCCAAAUCUACCAACAGCUAAUCCGCGUGGCCGAGUCCGUCAUCCAGCCAAUGAUCGUUUCCGCCAUGUUGGAGAGCGAGAGCAUCCCCAGCCUGGCGGGAGUUAAGCCCAUGGGCUACCGAAACCGCUCAUCUAGUAUGGACACUGAUGGCGACGGACCCAGCAGCUACACACUUCAAGCGCUGAUCCGGCAGCUGGGCCAGUUCCACACUAUCAUGCGCGACCACGGGCUGGACCCCGAAAUUGCGGGCCAGGUGGUCCGUCAGCUCUUCCACUGCAUCAAUGCCGUCACGCUAAACAACCUGCUGCUCCGCAAGGACGUGUGCUCCUGGAGCACGGGCAUGCAGCUCAGAUACAACACCAGCCAAAUGGAGGAGUGGCUCCGAGCCAACAACCUGUACCAGAGCCAAGCCGCCGCCACGCUGCAACCCAUCAUCCAGGCGGCCCAACUGCUGCAGGUCAAGAAAAAGACGUCGCAGGACGCCGACGCCAUCUGCUCGCUCUGCACCAGUCUCAACUCCCAGCAGAUCGUGAAGAUCCUCAACCUGUACACACCCCUCAACGAGUUUGAGGAGCGCGUAACCGUGUCCUUCAUUAGGAACAUCCAGAGCUGCCUUCAGGAGCGCAAUGACCCGCCGCAGCUUCUGCUGGACACCAAGCAGACAUUCCCGGUUCUCCUACCAUACGCGCCUUCCGCCCUCAGCCUAGAGACGCUGCACAUUCCCAACUCACUUGGUCUCGACUUCCUCAUCCGGGUCUGACCUCUUGAGCUUUUUAGCGACACUCCAGAAAAAGGGCUUGAUUGAUUUUGGUCACAUGUCUUUACAAAUAAAAUAUUUAUACAGAAA